AUGUUUGAGGCCAUUCAGAACGCUUUUGGAUCUGUGUUUCGACCUCAUCGCGGGUCCAUCAGAGACUUUGAUCCCGACUCCACAUACUCUGCCCUCGAAGAGCACCAGCAGAACUCCGGACCUGAUACUCAGUCCGAGACCGAGACCGAUGCUGAGGCCGACACUGAUGCCGAGCCCGAGACUGAGACUGGUGCUGAGCCCGAUUCCAACUCUGUUGCUGAGUCUGUUGACUCCGAUUCCCCUGCCGGUUCUACUAAUUCGGACCCGGUGACGGUCAUUUUUUACCCCAACGGAGGGAACACUGAUCAAAGCCCUGCCAAACCCAGCCGUUCUGCCGGAUCUACCAAUCCCGACCCUGUGAAGGUCAUCCAUGACCCUACGGAAGUGAACAGCACCUCUUCUUCAUCAUCCAAGUAUGACCAGGACCAGACCCGCAGUGCCACUCCGGACAAGUUCAAGGACAACGGUAACAAGUUGGACGAGGAUACCCUCAACUCUCCCACUGUCUCUCAGUUGGGCAGCUCUCCCGCUGUCUCUGAGAAGGCCACCUCCCCUACAAUCAUCCCCUCCCCAUCUGAUAAGGAGACUCCGAAGGCUGGUAAGCCGCAGGAGACCACUUAUAACAGAUGGGAAAACACAGAGCCUGUUGAUAACACGUGGAACAACGCUGGUACCACAACGGGCGUCAGGAGGUUUAUAUUCAACUUUACUAGUGACUCUACCGGAUCCACCUCCACCGAGCCUCUCACAUCCUCCUCCGAGGACAAAUCUCAGGAUAGUUGGUCCGGAGGUGACGACGGAGCCAUCCCCGCUGAAAGCCACUUGCCUGAAACCAAAAAGCCCGAACUGGUUGACACCUUCAACUACCACUGGCGACCAACCCGAGAGCAGCAGCUCGCCCGGGCCAAGCUCGUCGAAAACACCCCCGCAGACCAGCUCUACUACUCCCACCCCAACCCUCUCUCGCUCCGCUACCCCGACUACCUCCAAUACUCCGACGACCACACCCUCACCGACCGGGAAAAGGCCCUCAAGCGCGACGUCCGCGCCCUCGAGAUCUACCACGACCUCGAGGAGGGCGAGUCCCUCCCGGACUGGAUGAUCAAGGUCAUCGAGUCGAUCUAUGACUGGCCCUCCACAAAUAAACUCCGCAACCCCUUCAAGGAGGAACCCGCCACCCCCACCGGCAAGUCAGGCACAGUCAACUCGGACAGCACCGGCACCGUCAGGUCGGGCCAGUACUCCGCCUCGGCGUGGGAACAGCCCGGUGAGUACGUGUGGAAGGUCCCCACCGACGUCGACUGGGACAAAAUCUCCCCCAGCGCCCUCGCUCCAUAUCUCUUCCAGCAAACGGUACGCAGGCCCCUCAAGGUAUUCAACCCCGACCCCCCUGUGACCCCAAAGCAGACACCUCCCACCACUCCCACGAAAGCCACCCCCAAGAGCAACAAGAGCACCCCUGAUUUUGUCUCUCCCUCCAAAAUUAUUAGGCCUUUCCCAACAACAGUUACUGCUGCUACUACCACUGUUACUGCCAAGAAGGAAUCUGAUGACAACAAGGGGAGCGGGUUCUCCUGGCAAGAUCUCAUCCUUCUCCUCCUCCUCCUCGGCUCCCUCGUGUACGCCUACCAGUGGAACCUCAUCAUGGUUGGCGGGUAUGGCGGGUACAUCAACGGUGGCUGCUUUGGGAACAUGCCCUACCUCACCUUUGUCAGCUGGUUUCACUUUAUGUGCGCUACCUUCCCCUCUAUCUACUUUGGGGCUCGACUGGCCGGCUUCAGGUUUGACUAA
Molecule: messenger RNA, 1791 nt
Organism: Podospora pseudopauciseta
Lineage: Eukaryota; Fungi; Ascomycota; Sordariomycetes; Sordariales; Podosporaceae
Exons: 1
Coding region: 1-1791 (596 amino acids)
Source: RefSeq, a predicted model, not a curated record